AUGAAUGCUUAUUUAGCGUGUGAGAUGAGUCCGUGACUCUGAUAGUGUGGAACUGUUCUUGAAGUGGAAUAGCCAAUCAGAAACAAUAGAGGCGGAUCCCACAGUCUUGUCCACAAAGGCGUAACCGCAAAUAUAGUACUCGUGCGCGAUUGUCACUGCGUCAUUACAGUCAGAGAAGUGUUUUUCGACAUUCAGAUCCCGCGACUGAGUUGAGAUUGAUCAAUGACUACCUGUCGACUGCAACCAGUUGCCCAACUGAUUAUGCCGAGAUAGCAAUAUCCUACUACUACGACUGUCAAUAAUGGCAUGCGAAUCUUUAGUGGACAAGUUCAUGGAGAGCGCGUCAAGACCUCAACUCCAUCAGCCUUGCACGUGCAAAAAGAGGUGCAACAAUUGCAACGUAUUCCUCGGGUUUUUCAUCCUGUCUCUGGCGCUACACUUUAUAACCCUGUCCUGCUUUCUGGACCUACGGUCUGAGGUGAAGCGGGAGAUUGCACUGAAGAAACGAGAGCCGGCGUCAGCUGUCGGCGGAUCUUCCCAGAUGAAGGUGUACCACACCGAUGACUCGGAAGAGGACAUCCCCCCUGAACCCAGCCCGCCUGAGCAGACACCAGAGGGGAUUUCGGAGAGACGCGUCCAGGUGACGGGGGGAUCUGGCAGCACACUUUGGCGGACGAAACGCGGCACCAACCGAAGACAUGACUCAGAAUCCUCCUCCGGUAAACGGAAAGAUAAAGGCAAGAAAGGCAGGAGGCGACAGAUUGGGGCUCCUGGUCCUCCAGGCCCUCCUGGCCCCCCAGGCCCUCAGGGUCCCCCAGGAAUUCCCGGUAUUCCGGGGAUCCCAGGCUCCAAUGCCCAUGGGCCGGGUGGACCACCCGGACCGCCUGGGCCAAAGGGCCCGCCUGGCCCCCAGGGGCCAGCAGGUGCUGUGGACAAGAGCAAAAUAAAAGAAUUCCAGCCUGCUGUGGUGCAUUUGCAGGGCCAGGAAACAACCAUACAAGUUAGAGAAGAUCUUUCAGAGGGCGUCCUGAAAAACUGGAAGAUGAUCUCCGUGCAUCACAAGGUCUUCAAGAUGCACUCACGCUCCGGCGAGCUGGAGGUGCUGGUGGAUGGCAUCUACUUCAUCUAUAGUCAGGUAGAAAUUUACUACCUCAACUUCACGGACAUUGCCAGCUACGAGGUGCUGGUGGACCGUACGCCGUUCCUGCGUUGCACCUGCAGCAUUGAGACGGGCCAGCGCAAGUUCAACACGUGCUACACGGCCGGCGUGAGCCUGCUGCGCGCGCGCCAGCGCAUCUCCAUCCGCAUGGUGUACGAGGACACGCUGAUCAGCAUGACUGACCACACAACCUUUCUGGGCAGUGUGCGGCUGGGGGACAUCCCGCCCGCCGGUCAAGCAUGAAUGGGCACCGCAGCAACUGAGCAAGCACAGAUGUUCACACAGGCUAACACACACACACAUUGAUGGUGUACUGUAGGGCCAAAAAUGGGCAUUGAGCACAAACACACACUUAUUGAUAGUAAACUUGACCACCACACCGUCAUAUUGUCCAACAUGCUGACUAGAAGGCACAAAUACGCACAGAACAAUCUUGAACGCACAUACACAUACCAGUGAACAAAAUCACACACACACAUGACAGAACACACAGGAAAACACUCACACAUACAGACUGCACAAUGGCAAACCGACACCGUGCCCUGGGCAAGGCAUCCUCUGGAGGACUACCAAAUGUGUAACCCUAUACAGCUUGCACGCUGAACAGUUUCCGAAAAGUGAUCACUUUAAUCCAGGUCUUCUGAACUUGCAAUCAAAAAUACACACACAGACACACUCAUUCUCACACAAACACACACUCAUUCUCAUACAAACACACUCACAUACAAACACACGCCUUGUUUGUAGCGACAGUCGAACAGAAUCCUGCCUCAAGUCUCUUUGGCCAACCAAUACUACCAUUCUGCUUGACCUGAACGUCUGCCAUAAAGAAAACUGUGCACGCCAACACGUUUGCACUAAUGGGACACUUCUACACAGUUACAGUGACUUUAGGGUGUAUCUGAAGGAUUAACCGACUCCUAGAAGUUAUUGUUCUCCUUUACACUACACUUUGUAUAUAUGUACAUAAAAUAGGAUAUACUUUUGCUGUGAAUGGACUCAAUGACAUUAAAUACGUUUUCAUUUGUAAUCUAA
Clupea harengus (Atlantic herring) is the source of this 2194-nucleotide messenger RNA. RefSeq lists its product as uncharacterized. NCBI's taxonomy places the organism in Eukaryota, Metazoa, Chordata, Actinopteri, Clupeiformes, Clupeidae. Gene Ontology annotation, cellular component: membrane. Gene Ontology annotation, molecular function: death receptor binding; death receptor agonist activity; tumor necrosis factor receptor binding. Gene Ontology annotation, biological process: animal organ development; immune response. The record is from RefSeq and is a predicted model, not a curated record.